AUGUCUUCCGUUCAAAGCUCUGAAACCCACAAUGGCUUCUCUAUUGCUCCCCUGCCCACAGUUGACCAUGCGCGCCUCGAAGCGAAAGACGGGGAAGAGGCCCAGCGACUCCUGGAUGCCUGCAAAACCCAUGGAUUCUUCUACCUGAACCUCAGAAGCGUGGGGACAAUCCUAAGUGACUGGCAACAGGUUCUUCGCAUAAUGGAGAAAUACUUCAGUCAGGAUCUCAUGGCAAAGAUGAAAGAUGACCGUCGCAGCGAUACCUACGGAAGCAGCUAUGAGCCCUGCGGAACCUCAGCAGGAGCAGUGCCCGGUACACUCGACUUUUACGAGACUCUGAAGGUAAACAUCAUGGUUGAGAGAGCCCUUAUUCAGAAGACUAAACACAAUCAGAUUGCCCGUUCAGAAAUGUACGAAAAGUCAGCAUCACUCCCACAAACCGCCAAAGACAAUCUCGAGCUCUUUGACCGCUUUAUCCGAGCCGCUGAUACCAUCACCACGACGAUUCUGGCCCGGCUUUCCGAUGUGUUCAAUCUGUGCUCCGGCUCGCGCUUCGAGGACAAACAUCGCCCAGGAGGGAAAUCGCAAAGUACACUGGCUCUCUUCCGAUAUCCAAAGCAAGACGUGCAGGAUAACAAGGUUGGUCAUAACAAGCACACCGACAUUGGAACCCUCACCCUCCUCUUCAGUGAGCAAUGGGGCCUGCAGGUCCUUUCUCCUGAGACAUCAGAGUGGAACUUUGUCGCUCCAAAGCGAGACCAUGCUGUUGUCAAUGUUGGCGACUCGUUGCGCUUUCUCUCUGGGAAUGUACUCAAGUCAUGCGUUCAUCGGGUCGCGCCCCGGAAUGUGUCUUGUCGUCAAGAGGAGCACCGGUACAGUAUCGCAUAUUUUCUCAGAGCGGAGGAUGUAGUGCAAUAUGAGGAUAGCAAGGGUCGCGUGAUCAGCGCUAGAGAUUGGCAUGACGAGAAAUACGAAGCAUUUCGAAUGGGUCACGAUGAGUCUAACAGCGACAGGAUCUUAACUGGUGGGAUGGAGAAGGGUGGGCAAUUCAUUGUUUCAACUAUCUCAGAGGAUGAGUGA
Aspergillus bombycis is the source of this 1080-nucleotide messenger RNA. RefSeq lists its product as uncharacterized. Gene Ontology annotation, molecular function: dioxygenase activity. The transcript has 2 exons. Lineage: Eukaryota; Fungi; Ascomycota; Eurotiomycetes; Eurotiales; Aspergillaceae. The record is from RefSeq and is a predicted model, not a curated record. The coding region runs from base 1 to 1080 and encodes 359 amino acids.